AUGGCUGCUCAAUACACCCCACGCCUCAUCGGCGCUCCCAACACCCUUGACCACCGUGUCUACAUCGAGCAAAACGGGAAUGUGGUGUCGCCUUUCCACGACAUCCCACUCUUUGCCGACCAGAACAACGGCAUCCUCAACAUGAUCGUCGAGGUGCCCCGUUGGACGAACGCAAAGAUGGAGAUUUCCAAGGAGGAGGCAUUCAACCCCAUCAAACAGGACAUCAAGAAAGGGCGCUUGCGCUUUGUCCGCAACUGCUUCCCCCACCACGGCUACAUCUGGAACUACGGUGCUUUCCCCCAGACUUGGGAAGACCCUACCCAGUCGCAUGCAGAGACCAAGGCCAAGGGUGACAACGACCCCCUCGAUGUCUGCGAGAUUGGCGAGCAGGUCGGCUAUGUCGGUCAGGUCAAGCAGGUCAAGGUCCUCGGCAUCAUGGCCCUCCUUGAUGAAGGCGAGACCGACUGGAAAGUCCUCGUCGUGGACGUUCAGGAUCCUCUCGCUUCCAAACUGAACGACAUCGAGGAUGUCGAGAGGCAUCUCCCUGGCCUCGUUCGCGCGACCAACGAGUGGUUCCGCAUUUACAAGAUCCCCGAUGGCAAGCCCGAGAACCAGUUCGCCUUCUCUGGCGAGGCUAAGAACAAGAAGUACGCCACGGAGAUCAUCCACGAGUGCCACGAGGCCUGGCGCCGUCUCAUCUCUGGCGAGAGCCCCGCCAAGACGUCGACCUACGAUCUCUCGACUCGCAACGUCGCUGUCGAGGGCUCUGUCGGGUUUGUCAAGACCUCCGACCCAUCCUACACCAGCCUUCCUGCUGACUCUAGGAAGCCCCCCGCGCCCAUCGACCCCUCCAUCUCCAAAUGGUUCUACAUCUCUUCUGCUCAAGUCUAG
Heterobasidion irregulare TC 32-1 is the source of this 891-nucleotide messenger RNA. RefSeq lists its product as uncharacterized. The transcript has 7 exons. The record is from RefSeq and is a predicted model, not a curated record. Gene Ontology annotation, cellular component: cytoplasm; nucleus. Lineage: Eukaryota; Fungi; Basidiomycota; Agaricomycetes; Russulales; Bondarzewiaceae. Gene Ontology annotation, molecular function: magnesium ion binding; inorganic diphosphate phosphatase activity. Gene Ontology annotation, biological process: phosphate-containing compound metabolic process. Bases 1 to 891 code for a protein of 296 amino acids.